AGUCAUCUAAAAUAAGUACAUUAGAUAGCUGGUGGCGAUCUAAUCGUCUUCAACUCAAACAUGAGAGUUCUUUAUAAGAAGGUGCGUUGUUAAAAAUUACGUCUAUAAUUCAAGUAGUUAAGAACAUUUGCUCUGCGGUUGAAGGUUGAUUCCACUAUUCUAUCAAAAUAAUAGUCAUAGCUCAUUGGUCCCUCCCAACACCAACAAGAAGGCGGCUUCAUUAAAUAUCCAAAUCCAAAAGCCAGGUUCUAGUCAACAUAGUCGACCCAAUUCACAAUCUAAUCCCAAUCUCACAAUUCACAAACAAAAUUCCCAAAAUCCAACACACAGACAUCCAAAACAAUCUAGUCCAGUCCAAUCCAAUUCAAUCCCAAAAUGAUGUCGCAGAUGGUUAAAGACUUGUUUCUCCAAGCAGGCCUCAUCCUCGUCGUCGUCGUCGCCUUCCUUGCCAUCCACAACAUCCCCCAGAAGCUCCUCGCCAAUCUCCGCUUCCGCUUCCGCAACAAACCCAAAGCGCAAGCCAAGCGCCACUUCGUCGUCGGCGCCCAGCUCCUCGCCCAAGCCCGAUCCGCCGCCUCUCCCUCCUCCGCUUCCUCCCUCUCCCAGCAAGCCCUCGACGAAGCCGAAAAGGCCAUCUCCCUCGACCCCAAGGACGCCGCCGCCCACAUCCUCAAAGCCCUAGCCCUCGACUCUCAGGGCUACAAGACCUCCGCCCUCGACGCCAUCGACGUCGCUCUCUCCCCUUUCGCCGCCAAGAGCCUCACUGAGGAGGAGCGCGGCGAUGCGCUCGUCAAGAGGGCGGAGAUCAGGCUGUCGAUGAACCGACGCGGCCAGGUUGACUUGGUGAUCGCCGAUUUGACUCGGGCUGUGGAGCUGAGCCCGGAGAAUGUGAAGGCGUUUUGUACGCUCGGAGAGUGCUACGAGGGGAAGAAGAUGACAGAAGAGGCCAGGAAGGCCUACGAGGCGGCGCUGAAGGUCCAGCCCAGAUUGAAAGUCGCGAGGGAUGCUCUCGACCGGCUCGGUUCGAGUUAGACGAGUUGACUCGGCUCAACUCGACUGGACUCGACUCGGUUUUAUUUAUAUUUUGUUUUAAAUUUGUGUUUAUUUUUCAAUUAGAAUGAUCAGAAGGCUUUUGUUACUAACAGUGUGGUGCAAAUGCAACGGUAUUAAUUAUGAGUGGUUUUCUUUGUC
Molecule: messenger RNA, 1191 nt
Organism: Prunus mume (Japanese apricot)
Lineage: Eukaryota; Viridiplantae; Streptophyta; Magnoliopsida; Rosales; Rosaceae
Molecular function (GO): protein binding
Source: RefSeq, a predicted model, not a curated record